CUGUGACAGAGAGAACCGCUCAGUUCCUUGCAGCUGCAUUACCUUGUAUCACACCCUUCAGCAUCUUUAACAGUGGAUUUUUUUGUUUGGAAGUAUGAUAUCAAGAUUGGUCUUUUUCCUUUUCUGUGGACAUUUUGCACAAAUCCUUGGAAAUGCUGGGAAAUUGCCAAAAGUUAAAAAACAAAGCCUGAAAGUUCAGAUCAAUGUAACCAGUGAUGCAGUGUGCAUGAGAUACAUUCGUCCAACUCCAAGCACUAAACUGGAAGGUUUCGUCCUGGGGUAUGGAAGCAACUUCUUCUCUAACCAAUAUAUUCCCCUACCAUCUAAUGGGAAAAUGUACAUGACUGAAAUUGAUGCAGAGCCAAGAUACUUGAUUGUGGUGAGACCAGUUUCCAAUAAGAAAUUCUGCUCAGGUAAAACAAAGACACCCAAACCCCUUCAGCUGGUAAUAGGUACUUUAACUCCAACAUCUGUCUUCCUCUCCUGGGGCAUAUUAGUCAAUCCAAAGCAUGAUUGGACCACGAUGAACAACUGUCCAAAUGACAGAUUUUAUACAGUGCGCUACAGAGAAAAGGACAAGAAUAAGAAAUGGAUCCUACAGCUUUGUCCAACUACAGAAACAGUGGUGGAUAAUUUGAAACCCAACACUAUUUAUGAAUUUGGAGUGAAAGACAAUACAGAUGAUGGGAUCUGGAGUAAGAAUUUCGUUCACAAAGUGAUUAUAUCUGGUAAAAACAAAGAAAAUGGAGAACUCCAGAACAACUACAAAAUCCAUAGACAGUUUAUACCAGAUUCAAAAACUUUUGUUCCAGUUAAAGUAAUCAAACAAGUUCUUCAAAAUAUUACACAUCGGACACAGUCUGAAAUUCUACAUAAAGGAAAUUCUCCUUUAUCAGGACCAAUAUUAGUGCACCUUAUUGUUCCUGAUUUCAAUGCAACAAAACAGAAACCUCCAUCUUCCUCAGGGUUGGAUAUAUUUGAAAAACCAAAACAAAGUGUAGCUAAGAACAAAACUCAAGAAUGGAUCCCAAAAUCAAACACAUCAGAAGUCAAAGAAAUUGCCCCACAAUCCCAGAUUGCUAUGGCUGAACAAGAUUUGGAAAGGAGUAAACAUACAGCAUCUGAAGUUCCAAAAGAUUCUGCAGUCAGUCAAGUUCACACCGAAAGUGAACUGGAAUCUUCAAAACCUAGCAAAGUUCCUAUGACUGAAAUGCCACCUGUCACAUUGGAUCUUCACAAGUUUCUAGGACUUCCAAAAACAAGACCAUCUCCUAGGCCUCAAAUGCCCACAGAAUCAUCAGUUUCAAAGAAAAUGCAGCCAGUUCCUUUAGAACCCAAAACACCUGUUCCAAAGACUAUACAGACAAAAGCAGCAGUAAAAAAUGAACCCACUUUGGAAUCUUUCCCAUCCAAAACAUCUAAAACUCUUGACUGGCCAAGGGAAACCCUGGCACCAUCUGAAAUCCCAUUAAUUACAUUGAAAUGGAAGGUUUCAGCCACCUCAAGAAGAUGGCUUGACAAACCUGUGUCUACUCUACCAUCUGUGAAGCAAAACAUACCCCAAAAAUCUAGGAUUACUGAAAAACUAGAAGCAUCUCCAGCAGUUACCAACAAAUUGGUUCCACUUCCUGCUACAACAAAGAUAUCUGUCACUGAUGGACAUCCAGUGACAACAAUGGCUUCAAAAGAAAUAAACCCUGUUCCAUCAAAGUCUAAAGAAUUCGACUAUACCCAGCCAGAAGAACCAGACAGGAAAUUUGUUUCAACUGACGAUGAUAAUUAUCUUCCUAACCUCUUGACUACGCCAGAAUUUCCAAUUACCAAACCUGUUUCAGCUAAAGAUAAUUAUCUCCCUAAAGUUUUCAUCACAUCAGAACCACCAAUCACCAAACCUGUUUCAAAAGAGGACAAUAAUUAUCUUCCUAAAGUCUUCAGCAGGCCAGAUCUUCCAAUUACCAAAUCUGUUUCAACUUUGGAUUAUAAUUAUCUUCCUAAAGUCUUGACCACCCCAGAACUCCCAGUUACCAAAUAUGUUUUGGAACCUAUUACGUUUAGCAAUGAACUUCCAAUAGUAGAUGCAGAAACCAAGCAUCAUGUUCCAAUCACUAAAACAACAAUCAACCCAUUGCUACUACCAAAAUCUGAGAAAAAUCAUGCCAAACAUAAACCUCAGACCAGCACUGAAGUCCCACAGCCUCGGCAUGCUCCUAAGGAAGCACAUGAAGUUCCAACCAGACCAAUAACUCCUUCCAGUCCUGAUAUAACCCCAAACAAAUCCAGUCUAAAUAUCAAAUAUCAUGAUCCAUCCAAACCUAAAAGUCAUCCUGAUCAAAAAACACAACAAUCAAAACCAGAAACUAUUCCAUUCUCUCAAGAUCUUAUUACAACUAUGGUACCUGUUGCCCCUGAAAAGACAAAGGAAACACUUGAUCCAAAAGAAACACAACUUCUUCCUUCAAAACCCAAACCAUCUGACAAACAAGGAAAGAACAAGACUAAACCUGCUCCAUCUAAACUGAACAACAAAGUGACAGUCACCAAAACUCCACGUUUGAGAAAAGUUGUCCACAGAACAACACCAGCUCCUCCUAGAACUAGAACAACAGGAGGAUCGUCCUGGAGUAAAACACCAAGAGGUGAGAAAUUAAGAAAUGAAGAUGUUCCAAAGCCGCUUCAUCCAAGCUCUAGUACUAAUUCUAGCGUAUCAGUGGAUUCCACAGUUGUAAGAAAAAAACCAGAUCCAGCUACACUACCUGGUUCUCCACGACCUCCUUUAGCUCCUGCCAGACCUACACCAAUACGAAGAAAACCUUUACCACCCAACAAUAUAACUGGUAAACCUGGCCGUUCAGGAAAUGUCUCAAUACCACAAGCAUCAACAUCUAUAGCAAAACCCACUUGGCCAAGUUCCCUUGUGAAACCAAAUUCACCUAAAAAGCUACCAACAGCAGCAGCUUCUCCAGAUUACGGCAAUCCAAUGUUCAGUUCUAUUCCUACAACUGAGACUGAUAUUACAGGCACACCAAGGUAUACAGGUGACCAUGUGAAAUACCUGAAAAAAAAAGAUGAUGUACCUUGUUCCAUCACAGAUACUAUGCAACUCUUUCCAACUGAUAUGGGGGACAACAGAGACAUGGCUACUAGUGCCCCCCAAAAACCUCCUACGAACCUCACUGUAGUGACUGUUGAGGGAUGUCCAUCUUUUGUGGUACUGGAUUGGAAACCACCUGAAAAUGAAAGUGUAACAGAAUAUAAAGUUGUAUCAACAGAAAAUGGAGGCACAGUUGGAAAAGAUAAGUCCAUUAUAACCACAAAUCAAACCCAUUCUACAGUGGAAAACCUGAAACCUAAUACAAGUUAUGAAUUUGUUGUGAUACCUACCAACCCUCUUGGGGACGGUCCAACUAGUGAAUCAAAAACAUUCAGAACUGAAUCAGCUGACCCAAGAAUAACAGAAUCUAUUUCAAUGGGGAAAGAUGCAAUUUGGACUGAAGUCAGAUUUAAUUCUGAUGACUAUUCUGAAUGUAAGGGAAAACAGUAUGUCAAGAGGACUUGGUACAAGAAGUUUGUGGGUGUUCAGUUGUGUAACUCCCUUCGAUAUAAAAUUUACCUCAGUGACUCACUUAAAGGCACAUUUUAUAAUAUAGGGGAUCAGAGAGGACAUGGAGAAGAUCAUUGUCAAUUUGUGGAUUCAUAUUUAGACGGAAAGACAGGACAAAUGCUUCCAUCAGAUCAACUGCCUUCCAAAGAUGGUUAUUUUAGAGCUGUUCGUCAGGAACCUGUCCACUUUGGAAAAAUAGGAGCCGGAACACACAAUACUUAUGUUCAUUGGUAUGAGUGUGGAACUACAAUACCUGGAAAAUGGUAGAACAAGAAACAAACUUAUCUUCCAUGCUUAGAGAAAACAGUUUGUCGUGAUAUUACAAACUGAAAUCUAGUGAGAAUACUGCGUUAACUUUCAAUAGCAUUGGCUGCUUAAUUAUAAAUGUUCAGAUUUGCAAUUAUAUUGCAGAAAGAAAUAUCAUAAAAUAAUGUCUUGGGAAGCUGGCUCCCUAAUAGUCUUAUAUUAUCUACUUAUUGUAAAAGGUGUAGUUUAUUUUUUACUAUUGUUGUGAUAUUUUGAGGCACCUUUACUGAAAAGCAGAUAAGAAAAAAAUAUCUUCUGAAUUGUAUUAAUGUACAUUGCCAAUGGUCACAUUCUACUUUUCACACAUACUUAAAUUAUUCUCUCUGUUAAUUCCUGGACAUUUUUGCCACUUUAUAAAAAAAAAUCCAGUCCAAUUGAAAAGCUGCAGAUUUUAUUCGAACUUUAGAUAAAACUGACACCACAUAAGCUCUGAUUUCACAUUUGUUCAAUUAAAAUAUCAUUCAGGAAAAAAGAAUCAUCUUAACUGACCCCAUACCAAUAUCUAUUCUACCAUCCUAAAUACCUUUAACAUUGUGCAAGAGCUCCUCAAUACAAGGUAGAUUUCAGUUCAGUGAUACAAACUUUUAUUCUUCACUCCCAGUAUAGAUUGGAUUGUAGAAACAAACAAAUAAAAUGACAUUAAAAUUGGUUGUAUGUCAGAGUUAUUGGUUUUGAUAGAAUUUACUGGUAUAUGUAGAAAUAACACUGAAAUGGCUGUUCUAUUAUUGUCUCCCACCAGAAAUUGAAUUAGUUCAUGGUAAAUACACACACAUACACACACAAUCAAUUUACAGUGGGGAACUAUAUUGUUAUGGUGAAAUAAAGAUGCAAAAGCCUUAAUAUAUUUUGCUAUUGUUAAUGGAAGAA
Messenger RNA from Pseudonaja textilis, 4774 nucleotides. NCBI's taxonomy places the organism in Eukaryota, Metazoa, Chordata, Lepidosauria, Squamata, Elapidae. The record is from RefSeq and is a predicted model, not a curated record.